ACCGAAAACCCCUCGUUUCUCAUAUCCACCCUCCAAAACCUCACAAACCCUCCUCACCGGUCGAGUCCGAAACGUAAACACGGCCCAAAGCCAAACAAGAUCUGAUACCGACCUAGGCCGCCAGCGCCACCCAGGAUCGAAAGCGGCCACCCUCCAAACCUGCCCCAUCCCGGCUGGAUGCGAGAUUUACGAUCGUCUCCUGUCUCUCCUCUCCAGUACUCCCACGACCUGCUUCGAUCUCGGGACGAUCGGGGCGGCCAGAUCGCCGGAACGCGAAGUUUCUUGAGCAAGGGGGUGAAUUAUGAUCUCUUACGUUUGAGUGAGAUUGAAGAGGCUGUCGAGGAGGGUCUUAAGACGUCCAUUGCUCCGCCGAGGUUUGAUUAGAGACGUGACUGGAGAGGAAAUUAAGAUGGCGGUGACCAGGAGGUGAUGCAAGUGACAGACAAAGCCGUUUCCACUGAUGACGAUCUCAAGCAGGGGGAGGGGGCAGCCCCUGUCGCACCUGUGCUAUCCCCUCGCUUCGACGUCACCAACUUGGAAGCAGUUCUGGCAACCCUACUGGAGAACAAGGUGGAAGCGAUCAAACAUGAACGGAAGCAGUCCAGUGUCGGCUCCAGUCCGAAGAGCAUAGUACAUCGUUUGAGAAUCACUUCCACCUCAACAACCUCAUCGGGGAAGGGUGGGAACGAUGUCGAUUCGGAAACAAAGAAACGACCACCCAGGCCGAUGCCAGUUGCAAGUGGAAUAUCAAUCCGCAGAUGGCAGCAGAUGCAACCUACCGAUUCUUGUGAUACUCACUCCAGCAACUGCGGACCACAUAGUCAAGAAAUAUCAAUUUCUUCAAUUGACAGUCACCGUUUAAUUCGUCCCCAUAAAUCAAGCCUUAAGAGUCCUCCUGUGAUGAGCAGACAGAGCUCACGUGAGACAGAUGACCGCAGCCUUCCAUCCUUCAGUAGACAGGAAUCCCGAGAGUCACAUCCUUCUUUCUGUCGUCAGGAUUCUAGAGAUUCCUAUAGGUACGGCUUCAACAGGCAGGACUCGAAAGAUUCCAGGGAAUCGACCUCUCGAAUAUUCAUAAGGCAAGACUCGAGAGAUUCUAGAGAAUCAACAACGAGAUUCCUCAGGCAGGAUUCCAAAGAUUCGAGAGAUUCUUAUAGGUGUUGCGAUGUGGAAAUAUGCAAGUGUAGGACCUGCCAUCUUCAACAGAGGAACCACUCGGUGACCAGAACUUGUUGUUGCGAAAGAGGAGAAAUGAGAGUUCAACGUUCUUUCGACGAAGAUUACAUAUCUCUCAAAAUAGAUGAAGAAUGCGUGUCUGACGAAGAAGAACGAAGAGCAAGACGAAAAAGACGACGCAAAAGAAGAAGACGUCUUCGCAGGCAACUUGCUCUAGAAGCGAUGAGAGGAGCAGCUUCAUUACCUCCUAGACCUCCCGCUGAUGAUAAAGUGAAGGUUCUAGAUAAUGAUGAUUUGCCUCCAAAGGCAAGAUGGACAAUUGUUGCAACUGCCAGUGUGCUCCUGUUUUUGUGCCUCUUCCUCGUUGGUGUAACCCUUCGCAUGGCGCCUCUCAUUGAUGAUAUUGUGCGUAUGGAAAACGAACAGCUGAUAAACUCUUACAGCAAGGAUGCAGCUAAGAUGAAUUUGACACUUGGUAGACCGCCCGUACAAGUUAUAGACAUCACGUGAAAAAUACACUCCUUGAUGUCUGACGGAUCUCUAUAGUGACCUUAGUUUCAUUUCGAUUCGAAAAAAAAACAGGAUAACAUAGGCUGUGUGUGUUUUAAUGUCAAUAAGGUAAGGUUACUCAGUGCCAAACACGGAGAUUGUUGUUGAUGGUGAAUUUAGAUUAUGAUUUUUCAUACAAUCACAGGAAAAAUGAAAAUGGAAAAUAUAUAAUUUUAUAGGGUGCGGCACAAAACUAGCUGAGUUUGGGAACUCAGAAUCUGAAAUGACAGGAUUUUCAAGAUAUACAGUAGAAAAUUCAACUAUGUAUUUCAUAGUAUUAAUUUUUUUUCGGUUGAAUUAACAUGAGACAAAAUUUUAAAACAUGAUACUCUAUCAUAAAACAUCAACCAUACAAAAUUUAUAAUUUUUUUUUGUGACUCAUGUAUAAAUUGAACUUUUUCUCCCUAAUUCAUAAAUCGAAUUAAACAUGUCAUAUCCGGCAUGGAAAAUCCUUCAAUUUUUUUUUUGGAUUAUACCAAGGUUUUAUUUCUUCAUAAGAAAGUAUGUUCUUUUCAUUUAGUAGUUCUCUCCAUUUUUCCUUGUCAUUAUUUGAUAUCCUGAACUAGUUUUCAAUAUUACGUCUGCGUUUUUAGUAUUUUUGUUUUGUAAUCUUUGAUUUUUUCAAUUUUCACCAUUAUCUGGAAUGAAUAGAUAUAGUUCGUAUUUGAAAUUCCCUUCAUUCCCAUGGAAAAAACACAGUUUCUUGCUUUUAUUGGUUAUAAGGUUUUUUGCUUUUCAUUUAUGUUUAUUCUCUGCCUGUUUAUAAUAUGUGCUAACUUUAUAAUAAUAAUAUGCGCUUAACUUUAUUAAUUUUUUGAAGUAGGAAUAUGUAAGGAUGCAUGAAAUUUUGAUUUGGCUUUUUCUUUUUUUUUAGUUUCCUUAGUACCAACUCGAUGGUCGUUUUUGUAUUUCGAGUUGAUUGUGGAGUAAUAUGUAGAUUAUUAAUUAACUUCUUAAAGUUUUUUUUUUCAUAAUCUGCUCGAUUGGCAGCAGGUAUUAUAUCUAUUUGUUGUUCAUACAGAUGAAAAGGCGAUUUACUUUGUAUAUUGUUAAUUCACUUGCAGCAUUUUGAUUUUCAUAACUUUUCCGCUUGUGGUGCUAUAUUCGACUAAUAAAAUAAUUUACCAUUUGCACUUCUGCAAAUACUGUGAAUUAAUGCAUACGCAUAUAAUCAAUAGAAUUUUUCAUUUUGAAAUCCAUAAAUGAAUUUGAUUCUAAAUCGAAAUAUUAUUCUGAAAAAUCCUGCAUAUCUUCGAAUAUAAUUGUGCCGCACCUUGUAUUGAGUUUGAAUGAACAAUGACUUGUUUUCGUGUAUACUAAUUUUUUUGGGUACGAGUAACCUAGAAUCCAAGUCUUUCUCAAGUGUUAUAGAUAACGUAACCUGAAUUAUCUGUCUCAAAUAUACCCCUCCAAUUCUCUAGGAUUUUUACCAAAAAUCUACUCAAUGAGCGGCCAUUUUAUGGUCUUUCUAAUCAUAUCAUUUCUGUCAAUUAUUGUGUACUCUAUCUGGCAAUACAUAUAAACAUUUGAUUCUAUCAUAUUUAUACUUGUAACACUCGUCCAGUCCUAGUAGAAUGUGAUCUUCGUCCCUCACCUAGUAUUAGUAUCAAUGAGUAUCGUAUCUCAUUGAAUUAAGAACUUAUAUAAAUGAAAAACUCAAAUUUCUCGUCUUUUUACUCUACAUAACAUAGGUAUAUACAAACAUUGGUUUUCCAUCUCUCAGGACAUUCGAAACAUUUUGAGGCUUGUAUACUUUAUGGAGGAAAACAAAAUUUAAAAUUUAAGAUUUUUACAGUCGAUUUGUUGAUGUUUUGCAAAUUACAUUCUCUGAUAGAAAAUCCAUGUUUUCCUUCGAAUAGAAAAAUGUGUAGGAGAAAUUGUUUAACUAAAUGUUGGAUCUCUUCUUGUGACUGACAAAAUAUAUUAUAUAAUCAGCCUUUAAUCAGCAUGAUAUUCAAUACCGAGUACAUAAUAAAUAUAACUUCAAUUGCAAAACUCACAGUGAUAAAAAUUCGAUUAUUUCGAAUUUUAUUAUAUAUAACUACCAUUGACUGAAAUUAACAGACAAAAGGAAAUACAGGGUGAUUUCAAAUUGUGAUGAACACAACUAUUUGACAAUUUCCUGACAAAAUAUCUUGAACACUUUAUGAAUUCAUUAGAUUCUCGUAGAUUAACGAAUAUAGUUGUGAGAUUGAACAGAGUAGAAAUGUUAUAGAAACGUUGUGACCUUCAUUAGAAUAUAGCAGAAAACAUGGAGUUUUUAAUUAGAAAUUCACUCACUUAUUCUAUAGUUUACUGUAAUUGUUAUUUAGAUAUCAUUAGAAUUGUUACUCAAUUAUUUUGGGAUUUUGGAAAGGGCAAGUUAGAAACAUUUUCUGGCCAUACAUACUGCAACUAUUAAUCUCAGUUUCAAACGUAUCAAUCAAACGAUUGAAUUUUCAAAAGUAGAAGUAUCAACCUUGCAAAAGCAAUAACAAUCUUGUUGUCGUGAUCAAUAGUUAUUAUUUUGAAUUAUGUUGAUUGUAAGUUUCACAAAACUUUUAUGAACCAAUUACCUCGUUGAUUUUAUAUUGGUUUCUGUAGUGGAUUCAAAAUCGAACUGAUAUUGGAAACAAAAAUUAUUGACCGUUACAUCAACCAAAAUAGAAAUUUUGUGAAACUCACUAAGCGUAAAGCAAAAUGAGUACUCUCAUAUUCUUUUUAUGAUUUACUGGUGAUUCAACUGAACUGAAUAAUCCUUUGUUUCUCAAUAUUCUUGAUGAUAAUUUGGUUUAAGGGUUGAAAUAAAUAUAGAAUACUAUUAACUUCAGAAUACAGUAAGACGAUUAUAUCGAACAAAGGACAAUCGUUCAAAACUGAAAUAUAAUGAAACUCAAAAUAUUACAUGCUAGAAAAUAAGAAUCAUGUUGUAAUAUAUUGUUGUUAUAACUUUGAUGUUCGUUAAAUUAUACAGGUGUUUAUUACUGUUUGUAGUUUUAAGUGGUCAAUAAAUUUGUGGAAAAACUA
Harmonia axyridis is the source of this 4731-nucleotide messenger RNA. RefSeq lists its product as uncharacterized. NCBI's taxonomy places the organism in Eukaryota, Metazoa, Arthropoda, Insecta, Coleoptera, Coccinellidae. The transcript has 8 exons. The record is from RefSeq and is a predicted model, not a curated record. The coding region runs from base 430 to 1686 and encodes 418 amino acids.